Molecule: messenger RNA, 1513 nt
Organism: Octodon degus (degu)
Lineage: Eukaryota; Metazoa; Chordata; Mammalia; Rodentia; Octodontidae
Gene: Enosf1
Product: enolase superfamily member 1
Exons: 16
Coding region: 40-1434 (464 amino acids)
Biological process (GO): carbohydrate catabolic process; amino acid catabolic process
Molecular function (GO): magnesium ion binding; L-fuconate dehydratase activity
Source: RefSeq, a predicted model, not a curated record
CCCUUGGCUGGAGGGCAGGCGCAGUGGAGCGCGGGUGACAUGGUGCGCGGCAAGAUAUCCCGGCUCUUGGUGCAUGACGUGCGCUUCCCCACGUCGCUCGGGGGCCACGGCUCGGACGCCAUGCACACGGACCCUGACUACUCAGCAGCCUACGUUGUCCUAGAAACUGACGCGGAAGACGGGCUGCGGGGCUGCGGGCUCACCUUCACCCUUGGGAAGGGCACCGAAGUGGUCAUCUGUGCUGUGAAUGCUCUCGCCCACCAUGUGCUUCACAAGGACCUCAGGGACAUCGUUGGCAACUUCCGAGGCUUCUACAGGCAGCUCACCAGCGACGGGCAGCUCCGAUGGAUUGGUCCAGAGAAAGGCGUGGUGCACCUGGCGACGGCAGCGAUUCUGAAUGCAGUGUGGGAUCUGUGGGCGAAGCAGGAGGGAAAGCCUCUGUGGAAGCUACUUGUGGACAUGGACCCCAGGACACUGGUAUCCUGCAUUGACUUCCGGUACAUCACGGACGCCCUGACUGAGCAGGAUGCCCUGGAAAUACUGCAGAAAGGUCAAGUUGGUAAAAAAGAAAGAGAAGAGCAAAUGCUGACACAUGGUUACCCUGCCUAUACCACGUCAUGCGCCUGGCUCGGGUACCCGGAUGACUUGCUGAAGCAGCUCUGUGUGGCAGCCCUGCAGGAUGGCUGGACCAGGUUCAAAGUGAAGGUUGGCGCCGACCUCCAGGACGACGUGCGCAGAUGCCGCCUCGUGAGAGACAUGAUUGGACCCGAGAAGACUUUGAUGUUGGAUGCCAACCAGCGCUGGGACGUGCCUGAGGCAGUGGAAUGGAUGUCAAGGCUGGCAGAGUUCAAGCCGCUGUGGAUCGAGGAGCCCACGUCUCCUGAUGACAUCCUGGGCCAUGCUGCCAUCUCUAAGGCGCUGGUCCCGUUAGGAAUUGGCGUGGCCACCGGAGAACAGUGUCACAACAGAGUGAUAUUUAAACAACUUCUACAAGCAAACGCCCUGCAGUUUCUCCAGAUUGAUAGCUGCAGACUGGGAAGCGUCAAUGAGAAUCUCUCAGUGUUACUGAUGGCCAAAAAAUUUGGAAUUCCCGUAUGUCCCCACGCUGGCGGAGUUGGCCUCUGCGAGCUGGUGCAGCACUUGAUUAUAUUUGACUACAUAUCGGUCUCUGCAAGCCUUCGAAACAGGAUGUGUGAAUACGUGGACCACCUGCACGAGCACUUCAAGUACCCUGUGCACAUCAAGCAGGCUUCCUACAUGCCUCCGAAGGACGCAGGCUACUCGACAGAAAUGAGGGAGGAUUCUGUAGAGAAGCACAACUAUCCAGAUGGCGAAGUCUGGAAGAAACUCCUCGCUGCUCAAGAAAACGAAGCAUUCAGCCCUAUGACUGCCUCUUCAUUACCUACUACCUUUUCUUCCUGGCUAGUUUUAUAAAAGUAGAAGAAAAAUCUCCUGCUACUGAUCAAGUUCAGCUGAAAGUCCCAUUAACCUCAGGAAUCAAUCAGCUUCAUCA